This is a messenger RNA of Mus caroli (Ryukyu mouse), 3873 nucleotides long. It is a transcript of the gene Wdr4, whose product is annotated as WDR4 tRNA N7-guanosine methyltransferase non-catalytic subunit. Gene Ontology annotation, cellular component: tRNA methyltransferase complex; nucleus; cytosol. The record is from RefSeq and is a predicted model, not a curated record. Lineage: Eukaryota; Metazoa; Chordata; Mammalia; Rodentia; Muridae. Gene Ontology annotation, molecular function: protein binding. Gene Ontology annotation, biological process: tRNA modification; RNA (guanine-N7)-methylation.
ACCCGGUCCAAGAGGUCACCUAACGUGACGGGCAGUAAAGUCAAUCACCAAAGGCAGUAUGGGGAUCUGCAGCAUCAGCACCUCUGGGGGCACUGAGAUCAAAUGAGACUACGCGCAUGCUCCUGGACGGUACGCCGUUCGCGUGGCGCCGAGUGACAUCACUGACAAGCGCCAGCAGGAAGGGCGCAGCGCGUCGCACGUGUCCGGAGGCGGCGGGCGGGCCCAUGGCGAGCUCUGCGGGGCUGGCACUGUGCUCCCAGACGCUGGUGGUGCGAGGAGGCAGCCGGUUCCUAGCCUUCUCCACUGCGGGCAGUGAUGAUGACUGCGUCUUCACAUACGACUGCAGUACUGCAGAGAAGAAGGCCACGCCAGAAGAUAAAGGGGAGGACGGGCAGCCCGCAGACACGGGGAGUGACUCGAUUCUGGCGUCCACCUUCUCCAAGUCUGGCCGCUAUUUUGCUUUAACAGAUGACAGUAAGCGUCUGAUUCUUUUCCGUACAAAACCAUGGCAAUGUCUGAGUGUCAGGAUGGUGGUGCGGAGGUGCACCGCCCUCACCUUCACAGCCUCAGAGGACCGGGUCUUGGUGGCUGACAAGUCUGGAGAUGUCUACUCCUUCUUGGUGCUGGAGCCGGAUGGAUGUGGCAGGCUGGAGCUUGGGCACCUCUCCAUGCUGCUAGACGUGGCUGUGAGUCCUGAUGACCAGUUUGUGCUCACUGCAGACCGGGAUGAGAAGAUCCGGGUCAGCUGGGCUGCUGCCCCACACAGCAUCGAGUCUUUCUGCCUGGGACACACUGAGUUUGUGAGCCGCAUCCUUGUAGUGCCCAGUCAUCCUGAACUGCUGCUUUCUUCCUCUGGGGAUGGCACCCUGAGACUCUGGGAAUACAGAAGCGGUAGGCAGCUGCAGUGCUGUGACCUGGCCGGCCUACAGGAGCCUGGAGAACAGCCAGGCCACAAGGGGUUGGCCGCAUCCAGGAUUGCAUUCUGGGGACAGGAGAGCUAUGUGGUGCUUCUGUGUGAGUGCGUUCCCGUGGUCUUCGUCUUCCAGCUUGAUGCCAGCAGACAGCAGCUGGAGUUCAGACAGCGGCUGACUUUCCCUCACCGAGUGUGGGAUGUUAUGUUUGAGGAGGCCCGGGGGCUGUGGGUUCUACAGGACUGCCGUGAUGCCCCCCUGGUACUCUGGAGGCCCGUGGGUGGUGAGUGGCAGGCUGUUCCAGACAGUGCUGUGUCCCGGAGACUCUGCAGCCAUCUCCGUGAGAGCUGGGCCAUGCUGGAAGGCUCUGUUGGAACAGGUGACAGCUUCCGCAGCCUGUACAAGGCCACCUUUGACAACAUGACCUCUUACCUGAAGAAAAAGGAAGAGAGACUGCAGCAGCAGCUGAAGAAGAAGCGGCAAAGGAGCCCCUUCCCAGGGUCCCCGGAACAGACCAAAAAGGCGUGCCCGGGGCAGUCAGCCCUUAGUUGCUGACCUUGGACAUGGCCACAGCUCUCAUUCCUGAGGCCCCGCGCGGGCAGCUCUCUCCUCCCUUCUCCCUGGUUCAUCCCUAGGGAGGGAGAUCACAGCAGCUCAGUCCCUACCACUAGCUCAACAGUCUCUGAUCUCCAGUCUGCCUUUGUCACUGAGAACAGGCUCCUGCCGGGUUGCAGGGAAGACAGGUGGAGUUAGCUAAGAGUCUAGAGCUGUGUGGGAGCACCUUCACAUUGAAGGAUACACUGACCCACAGCACCACGCACGUCUGUCGGGGCCCACAGUGACGUCCCUGGGGAUCUCCAGGGAGGCCUGCAGGACAGGACCUGCCUUUACAUCAUUGCCGGGGGCUCUCCAGGAGGAGCUCUGUAUGGCUCUGUAGCUGCUUGCUGUUUUGAGGCAGAUUCAGUUGGUGCUGUUUUUUCUUUGUAGCACCACACUCCUGGGCUGGGCUGAGCAGACCGAGCAAGCUUCGGGGCUCUGAGGGUGUGACCUUGCCAGGCCAGCCUUGUUUUACAGGGAGUGAUGGUGACCUCGUGGUUCUGUUGCUCUGAACUCUGCAUACACUGCAGAACAGAAGGAAGUGAACAGAAAUCACAGUAUCAAUAAAGACAAGCUUUGCCUAGCUUUCUGGAAUGUUCGGCAGCAGCCUCCAUAGCUGAUCUUAAGACAUUCAAUGUGUGUAUGCUCUUCAAAUGACAUGGCUCUUGGUGGUUAGAGAGGGGUGGUGUCGUCCAGCUCUGUCUAUUCUCGUGCUAUGUCCCAGACUAGCUGCAGCAGAGACCGUCUUGGGCUGGGGAGAUGAGACCUGAGUUUAGGUACCACCCAAACAUACAGAACAAAGGAAGGCCAUAGCCUAGCAUAACUGUAACCCUGAUACUGGAGCUGCAGACUGAGGCAGCCUAGCCUAAACUGACAUUUUAGGCUCUGUGAGACCCUGUCUCAAGAUCAACAGUAGAGGAAGAUGCCCAGUGUCAUCGUCUGGCCUCCACACACAGUAGAAACAGUCUUGUGGCCACAAGCAGCUAUCGAGUGGGUGGUGUUCACAGAGCAGGGUACUCACCUCUGUCUAGGAGCUAAUGUCACGUGUCCUGGAUGCUGGGAUGUUUGGUCCCUGGAGAAAUUGAUGUGCAAACUGGGCUGUGGGCUGGGUCCUAACUAGUCUGAGGUAAAUGAGAAAAGUCUGAGGGCCCAGGAAUACAGCUUUGCUGAGCCAGUGCUGCAUUCGCUCAGUCCUUUGGUCAUGCGUAGCAUGCGAGCCAGGUAGAGCCCAUGCUUGCAAAGCACCAGUGCUCACAGGGCCAUCAUGGCCGGAGGGCCAGUGCAAGGAGCUGGGAGACUCGAGGGGUAUCUGAGGUCCCUGGUGUCUGCCUUGUAGGCUCUGAGACAGCCACACAGACAGUGGUGGGGAUUCCUUGUGUCAAAGGAGAGAUGGUGGCCUUCAUGGUGGGGUUAUUCCUAAGGUCCUGGUGAGUCACAGUGCCAAACAGCACAGUGAGCAGCAGGCAGGCCCACCCCAACAAUCCUAGUCCUGUCUCCACUUUUCUCAAGCCCUAGUGUUCAUGAUGGUCCUAUCCCACAGUGACAUCUGUGGAUGUCCCAGGGUCCACUUAUGUGAGUGUAGCCAGUGGAAGCACUCGGGGUGGGGUAGAGGAGGGUGUUGGGCCUCCAUGUCCUACUAUCUGGCUUUGGCUUUCCUGGCCCUGGGGCCAGCGGUGGCUCCUGGUCCCUUAGGCAUAGCUUCUGAGCCUGUUAAUUGGCCCCACUUUCAGGGGCCUUAGUGCCUGUAGGCUGGGUACAUAGCAUUAUGCUUACAGGACCCUGCUAGCUAGUAGGCUAGUCCACAUGCCUACACUUCAUGUGGUUCCAGAAAUUUCUUCCAUAGUAGGGUGUGUAGAGUCCCAUUUUUAUUGGGACUAUACUUCUAUUUAAGGGGAUUUGUGUCUUACCAGGUUUUAGGCCAGUCUGACCUGGGCAGUUCAUGCUAUGAUUUCAGCUUGUGUCAGGACAUCUUCACCUCCAACAGCAUCUCCCCACUUCUGCUGGGAUGCCCUGUUGCCAGGGUCGUUCCUGAGAGGCUGCCCACCAGUCUCUGAUAAGACACCAAGGCAAUUUAUAUGAGAGAGAUUGAUUGGCCUUGCAGUUCCAGAGAGCUGGGGGCCAUGCUGGUGGAAGGGAGGCUGGAGCCCCAGUUGAGAGCUCCCAUCUUUCACAGGCAGGAGGCAGGAGGCAGGAGGCAGGCAGGACACACACAUCAACGAGGCCAUAGGUCCUAAUCCUUCUAAACAUCUCCAACACUGGGGACCGUUCCCAUCCAGACCAGUGCACACAGCUCUGUCCUUUGCCAGUUUAGACUUGGCCCCUGUACUUCCCUAAACCCCCUGCCUCAUUAAACUUGUAUCCACCA